GGACGUCAAUAACUCACUAUGACAUCAUAGUAUCAUAAGCUUCUACUGUCAUCCCAUUUGCUACUUGAUUAUUGCGAGAGGGAGCUGUUGCGGUGACAGACUUGAUUAGGUGUGGAAGCUUUUCCCCAGUGCGAUGGAUUAUAUAGAUCCUGAGUGCUUAUCAGUUAUCGAUCCUGCUUGGGAGGUACUGGACCCAAACCCCAACCUCCAGGAAUUGUUCAUGUCACUUAAUCACAAGCUUUUCAAGGGAAAGUUGAUGUGGGUGGAAGUAAAAUGGAGCCGCAGGAUGACACAAAAAGCCGGGCUUUGUCGCUACAAGAUAAAUGAAGACCUGUGCACUAUUUAUAUCAGCAAGCCACUACUAAGCUUGAGAUCAAGGAGAGAUCUUGUUGAGGUCCUUCUCCAUGAAAUGAUUCACGCUUACCUGUUUGUGACACACAAAUACAAAGACGAAGGAGCCCACGGACCGGAGUUCUGCAGACACAUGAAGCGCCUAAACAACAUCACUGGCGCCAACAUUUCCAUCUACCACAAUUUCCAUGCAGAGGUUGCUAAAUGCAGAAAGCACUGGUGGCUCUGUAAUGGUCCCUGCAGGGCUUGGGGGCCAAAGUUUGGCUUCAUAAGGCGGGCAAUGAACCGGGCACCCUCUGCUCGGGAACGUUGGUGGUCACACCAUCAGGUUACCUGUGGGGGGACAUUUCUUAAAGUGAAUGAGCCCAAAAAAUAUGUUCAAAAAGGGAGGAAGAGGAGUUUCAGUUCACCAACUGCCACUCCAAAUGACAACAGUGGCCAUGAACUGCCCAGCAAGAGGGCCAGAAUGGACAAAUAA
Messenger RNA from Spea bombifrons (plains spadefoot toad), 829 nucleotides. RefSeq names its product DNA-dependent metalloprotease SPRTN-like. NCBI's taxonomy places the organism in Eukaryota, Metazoa, Chordata, Amphibia, Anura, Pelobatidae. The coding region runs from base 134 to 829 and encodes 231 amino acids. The transcript has a single exon. Gene Ontology annotation, cellular component: nucleus. Gene Ontology annotation, biological process: DNA damage response. The record is from RefSeq and is a predicted model, not a curated record. Gene Ontology annotation, molecular function: polyubiquitin modification-dependent protein binding; metalloendopeptidase activity; single-stranded DNA binding.